GCCAUGGUCACUAGCAUGGCCUCGAUCCUGGACGGCGGCGACUACCGGCCCGAGCUCUCCAUCCCGCUCCAUCACGCCAUGAGCAUGUCCUGCGACUCGUCCCCGCCCGGUAUGGGCAUGAGCAACACCUACACCACGCUGACGCCGCUCCAGCCGCUGCCGCCCAUCUCCACCGUGUCGGACAAGUUCCACCACCCGCACCCGCACCACCACCCGCACCACCACCACCACCACCACCACCAGCGCCUGUCGGGCAACGUCAGCGGCAGCUUCACUCUCAUGCGAGACGAGCGUGGGCUCCCGGCCAUGAACAACCUCUACAGCCCCUACAAGGAGAUGCCCGGCAUGAGCCAGAGCCUGUCCCCGCUGGCCGCCACACCGCUGGGCAACGGGCUGGGCGGCCUCCACAACGCGCAGCAGAGCCUGCCCAACUACGGGCCGCCGGGCCACGACAAAAUGCUCAGCCCCAACUUCGACGCGCACCACACUGCCAUGCUGACCCGUGGUGAACAGCACCUGUCCCGUGGCCUGGGCACCCCGCCUGCGGCCAUGAUGUCUCACCUCAACGGCCUGCACCACCCGGGCCACGCUCAGUCCCAUGGGCCGGUGCUGGCGCCCAGCCGUGAGCGGCCACCCUCGUCCUCGUCGGGCUCGCAGGUGGCCACAUCGGGCCAGCUGGAGGAGAUCAACACCAAAGAGGUGGCCCAGCGCAUCACCGCAGAGCUGAAGCGCUACAGCAUCCCACAGGCGAUCUUUGCGCAGAGGGUGCUGUGCCGGUCUCAGGGGACUCUCUCCGACCUGCUCCGGAACCCAAAACCGUGGAGUAAACUCAAAUCUGGCAGGGAGACCUUUCGCAGGAUGUGGAAGUGGCUGCAGGAGCCCGAGUUCCAGCGUAUGUCCGCCUUACGCCUGGCAGCGUGCAAACGCAAAGAGCAAGAACCAAACAAAGACAGGAACAAUUCCCAGAAGAAAUCCCGCCUGGUGUUCACCGACCUCCAGCGCCGAACACUCUUCGCCAUCUUCAAGGAGAACAAACGUCCUUCCAAAGAGAUGCAGAUCACCAUCUCCCAGCAGCUGGGCCUGGAGCUCACGACCGUCAGCAACUUCUUCAUGAAUGCCCGGCGCCGCAGCCUGGAGAAGUGGCAGGAUGACCUCAGCACAGGGGGGUCCUCGUCCACCUCCAGCACUUGUACCAAAGCGUGAUGGCAGGACUCUCAGGGGGCACGCCACCUCCAAAUGAGGACAACAGAGACCCAAAGAAAACACAAAGGACAAAACAAAACACCGGUUUCAUAGCUGGGGCCCUUCACUGGUGAUUUGAAAGCACAAUUCUCUUGAAAAGAAACUUCUAUUCUAGCUGUAAUCAUAGGCCAGGUGUUCUUUUUGUUUGUUUGUUUUCAACGGCUAUGGAGUCCAAGUGCAAGCUGAAAAUCAAUCUCUUUGAGCUGGACAUUGUCCUCUGAGCAUGCUAAGCCAUCCCAGAAAUCCAAACGGGGCCUUCCUGGAGGGAGUUAACUUCAGUGUGGUGUCAUCAAAACUCAGGAUGGCUGAAAAUGUCAACAGUCCUACUUCAGGGCCUGUCACCUCUAGCAGCCCAAGUUUCCACAAGUAGUAGCCAGAAUGUGGCCUGUGUGAGGACUCCGAGUUUGGGCUUCUGAGAUGAAUCUUGCCACAAAGACGACCUCAUUUGUCUGAGAGCUUAGCCUACUCAUACGCAGCACCCCAAAGUUCACAGCCAUAACAUGAAAAACAUCAGAAUGAUAACUACUGAGCACAAGUCUUAAAUGUGGAAGUAAAACAAAAAAUCCAAGGACCUGUUUUUCCAACUCAGGCAUUUUUCAUUGAAUGGUUUAGGAAAAGCUUUGAGUUGAUGUCGUUUACAAUUUUCUUUUUCUUACCUCCUGGAAAUCUCACAUGGUCUUGGAUCCAUUAAAAAAAGAAAAGGAAAAAAAACCCGAAUCAGUUCACUUGAGCUCAAGUAUCAAGCACAACAAAGAUAAACAGAGAAAUAAGGACAGUUCCGGAUUCACCACAUCUGGAUUUUCAAGAGGCCGGUUGUGAAGUCAUUAGGGAAUCAUUGGGAAAUGGCUUCAAGCACAUUUUGCAGUUUGCUACAAAUUCUGUUUGUACAUAAUGCAGACGCACACUCAGGAGGCCAAUUAAACUGUUAACGGUACAUGGCGCAAAUGCAACAUUUAAAAAGAUCUAGAUUUUUUUAGAUCAUUAAUGGAUCCUUCUCGGUUACUCGUCACCUGGUCCUCUACCGUGCAUUAUGACCACUACGUAAUUCAUUCAGACUCUUUCAGAUGUGGGUUCUUCCCUCCUCCAUCCCAUUGGUAGGGAUGUUUUCAGUGUUUUCUAGCAAGUAAAAAAAAGUAAUCAAACACUGUACAUGUUCCUCAUGACUGUCCUCUCCUCCCAAAUCUCUUCCAUUGUUGAAUCAUCCUAGCAAAACCACGGAAUAAGUCUGGAGAAAACACAGCACACCAAAGAAGCAGAAUACUGCAAACCAAAGACAUGUAUGACUUGCCGUUUUCUAGCCUAAAAAUACUGUGAUUACUUUUAGAAAUCAGAAAACCUCUGCAACUCUGAAAGGCAUUCAGCUCUUGCAUUUGGCUCACCAUCAGGCUGAGCGGACCGGCCACACCGAGGACGUUAGCCAAGCCACCUCCCGGAGAGUGGCUUUGCCACGCCAGCUCUGGUUCCUGGCUGUCACCUUCCCACAGCAAGUGGAAGAGCGUCCACAGAACUCUGGGAGGUUGCGAAAGUCACAAUGUGCAUAUUUACCAGUGAAUGGCCCCAGGUGGGCACCAUGGGGGUGUUCGAAGCAAGCCAAACGCUGCAAUGAUUCUUUACAGACACUUGAGACUGACUUUUUUAUGAAUUACUUAAUCGAAACCAAAGAAACUUUUUCUGCACCUACUUCUGCAACAAACCAAACUGUCCCAAUAAAAUGAAUAACUAAAUAUACAGAAAUCAACGAAAAUCACCACCAACAAGAAGGAAGCAACAAAUAACAACCACAAAAGAGCGAGACACACUGUGUUCAGACAGACCUCUGGGACAUUUUUUGGAAGCAGAUUUUAAAGAAAGGGUUGAGACAAGAAUCGAAAUAAGGAAAAGCCACCGCGGCUGCCACUUCAUUUGACAACUCACGCGGUGAUCUUCAAGUUGAAGAUUGUCUUUAAUUUGUGCCUAUGCAGUUUUUCAAAAGAACACGGAACAGAGCAACAGAAACCUCAACAGCUACAAUACCAAAGAUGAGGAUUUCUCACACCUUUUGUUUCUGCUCAUUUUCUCCUCUUGCCUGGCUAAAAUACUAAUAGCGCCAUUGAUCUGUGUAAAGGUAAUCAAUUUUG
This is a messenger RNA of Condylura cristata (star-nosed mole), 3359 nucleotides long. RefSeq names its product one cut homeobox 2 (gene ONECUT2). Gene Ontology annotation, biological process: regulation of transcription by RNA polymerase II. The record is from RefSeq and is a predicted model, not a curated record. NCBI's taxonomy places the organism in Eukaryota, Metazoa, Chordata, Mammalia, Eulipotyphla, Talpidae. The transcript is spliced from 2 exons. Gene Ontology annotation, cellular component: nucleus. Gene Ontology annotation, molecular function: DNA-binding transcription factor activity, RNA polymerase II-specific; RNA polymerase II cis-regulatory region sequence-specific DNA binding. The coding region runs from base 4 to 1203 and encodes 399 amino acids.